Orcinus orca (killer whale) is the source of this 7889-nucleotide messenger RNA. RefSeq names its product phosphatidylinositol transfer protein membrane associated 2 (gene PITPNM2). The record is from RefSeq and is a predicted model, not a curated record. The coding region runs from base 2237 to 6211 and encodes 1324 amino acids. Gene Ontology annotation, molecular function: phosphatidylinositol binding; phosphatidylcholine binding; phosphatidylinositol transfer activity. Gene Ontology annotation, cellular component: cytoplasm. The transcript has 25 exons. Lineage: Eukaryota; Metazoa; Chordata; Mammalia; Artiodactyla; Delphinidae. Gene Ontology annotation, biological process: phospholipid transport.
AAAGUCAGGGGAGUGCUGGGGCUGGGGCUGAGUUUGAAAUAAGUAAGGGGGUCGAGGAAGGCCUCAGUGAGGAGGGUCCCAGAGCCGAGGCUACGGGGGAGGCAGCUCUGGGCAGAGGGUGUCUGGGUACAGAUGCCCCGAGGCAGGCAGGGCAGGGCCUCCAGGCCUUCCCCUGUGAGUGGGGUGAGACCAGGUGACUUCAGGGCACAGGCUUGAAGAGGAUCCCUCUGGCCAUCCUGUCGGGGAGGAAGGGGCAUGCGGGAGGCUAAGAGAAGGCUUUGCAGGGGGAGGGGGAGCCAGCCGGGCCCGCGGUCCUCAGCGGCCAUUCCCAGCGCUGGGUGACCCAUACCUGUGGGUGGGCUCAGAGCACAACCGCAGUUAUGGUUGUUCGUGGUUGCGUUUAAGUUUUUCCGCUGCCACCCCCGAGAUGUCACUUCUCCCCGACUUGGGAGGGGUUCGGGUGGGCGAGGGACAGCAGUGGGAUGGCUUGGCCAGCUUCAGUUCUGGCUUUGAAGCCACACAGCCGUCGCCCGGGCCCUUGACCUGCCCUGGCACGGGGUCAAGUGCUGGGUGCCCCCUCCUACCCGGGCCUGUUCCAGAGUCUCCUGCCUCUCAGGAGGCCCAUGCCAGCCAGGCUGGGGGGAGCUGGGGGCCUGGGCUUCAGCCCCAGUUCCUCCCGCCUUGCCGUGUGCUCCACCAGCUGAGUCUGGGUUUCUGCAUCUGCAAAGUUAGGUUUGGAUUCUAGUCCAGCCACUGCGCCAGGGCACAAGCCUGUGAGAACAGCUUUGUGCACGUGGGAAGGUGUCCCUGAGGACCCGAGACAGCGCAGUCCGAGACCACGAAACCCCUGCACAACCCCACGGGGGUCCACUGCUGCCACUUUAGGAAUGGGGGGAGGGUCUAUUCCAAUCCUUCAUCUCCUGCCCGGACAUUCUAGGGAUGACCUCAGGAGUUGCUGGGGGAAACGGCAGGAGAUGGGGUUCUAGAAUAGGGGUCUAGGGCCAAUAGGGACAGGAGGAGAGGUUAGCGGUUCAGGGACCUACAUCAUUACGGAGUCCACCACGUCCACUCCCCAGCUGGCACCCAACUGCCCACCCUCUGUCCUUUUAGAGGGAGCCUUGGGGGCCAGGCUGCAGACAGAAGCUCACUCCACUGCCCAGACACCGUGGGGUAAGUAGGGAGAGGAAGGGACGAAGGAGAGACGGAGGAGCUAUAGGUGAUGGGCUUGGGCCAUGUCCUACCUUCCCAUCCCAGUAAGUCCUUAGAGCUGCUCUGUCCAGGGUGAUCACCACCAGCCCCGUGUGACUUCUUAAUUUUAAUUUUAAAUAAGUGAAAUAAGAUUAAAAAUUCCAUUGUCCAGUCACACGAGUCACAUUUCAGGUGCUCAGUAGCCCAUGGGCUAGCGGCGGCCGUACUGGACAGCCAGGCGUAGAACGCAUCCGUCAACCCAGAAAGUUCCAUAGGGCAGCGCCAGUCUCAUCUCUAGAGCAACCCCAAGUGGUAGAGACUGUUGCCCACCUUUUUACAGAUGGAGAAGCUGAGGCCCAGAGAGGGGAAAUGGCUUGCUAGUCAGGCCUCCAGGGAGUGUAAGAGAGUACUCAAACCUGGGUGCAUCGAGCCUCAGAGCGUGGAUAACGGGGUCCGUGUGCACACGUGUCCUGCUGCCCAGAGGGCUGCUUCUUGGGACAGAGGAGACCAAAGCCCACUCGCUGGCCACACACACGCUUUGGGACCUCUGCCUCAGUCCCCAGGGCCAGGCGGACCCCCCACACACACACAGGCUCGAUUACCCAGUGGGGAGCAAUGCUUUAAUGAAAAGGCCAGACAAGGAUUAACAUUCUGUUUGGGGCCUCCAGGGCUGCACCUUUGAGACCGAAUCCCAAAUCCCAUAGGAGAGGCUUCAGGAAACAUCACUGGACUCUGAAAAACUCAUUCUAAACGUAAGAGAACGAUAGCCAAAAGCUUGGAAACAGCCCAUGUGUCCGAUGAAUCCGAUGCUAUGAUUCAGCCGUAAAGAGGAAGGAAGCACUGACCCAGGCUACAAAGUGGACGAACCUCGAGAGCAUGAUGCAAAGUGAGAGAGGCCGCACACAAAAGGCCACAGAGUGGAUGAUCCCAUUGAUACGAACUGUCCAGAACAGGGGUCCUUGGUGAAUUUUGUCAUGGUUAUUUAAGGAACCUCGCCUAGAAGUCCCAACGCACAGUUCCCCAUUGACGGGAAGGCUUGGACUCCAAGAUGAUUAUAAAGGAAUAUCGGAUUCCUCUGCCAAUGACCGUGGAGGAGUACCGCAUUGCCCAGCUGUACAUGAUACAGAAGCAGAAACCUGAGCUUCUGGACCCUGGGAAGGACGUUCGUGGCAGAAAGACACUUGGAGGUGACCCAGGCAUCACGUCUCCCUGGCAGUGUCUCCGAGGCCCCUUCUCACUCGUGUUUGAUCUCUCUGAAAUCUUAAAGAAGAGCCGUAACGAGACGUUCGGUGAAGGCAGUGGCGUGGAGAUCCUGGAGAACCGGCCAUACACGGACGGCCCUGGUGGCUCCGGGCAGUACACACACAAGGUGUACCAUGUGGGCAUGCACAUCCCCAGCUGGUUCCGCUCCAUCCUGCCCAAGGCAGCCCUGCGGGUGGUGGAGGAGUCCUGGAACGCCUACCCCUAUACCCGAACCAGGUUCACUUGCCCUUUUGUGGAGAAAUUCUCCAUUGACAUCGAAACCUUUUAUAAAACUGAUGCUGGAGAAAACCCCAAUGUGUUCAGCCUGUCUCCUGUGGAAAAGAACCAGCUGACGAUCGAUUUCAUCGACAUCGUCAAGGACCCCGUGCCCCCCAACGAGUAUAAGACGGAAGAGGACCCCAAGCUGUUCUACUCGACCAAGACCCAGCGGGGGCCCCUGUCCGAGAACUGGAUCGAGGAGUACAAGCAGCAGGUCUUCCCCAUAAUGUGCGCCUACAAGCUGUGCAAGGUGGAGUUCCGCUACUGGGGCAUGCAGUCCAAGAUCGAGCGGUUCAUCCACGACACGGGCCUGCGGAAGGUGAUGGUGAGGGCCCACCGGCAGGCCUGGUGCUGGCAGGACGAGUGGUACGGGCUGAACAUGGAAAACAUCCGGGAGCUGGAGAAGGAGGCACAGCUCAUGCUGUCCCGCAAGAUGGCCCAGUUCAGUGAGGACGACGAGGGGGCCGCGGAGCUGGCCAAGGAUGAGGCCCCCCAGACCCAGGCCCCCAGGGAGCCCCCGCAGCCCAGCAGCAGCGGUGGGGAGCCCCUGGCGGGCAGGGGUCUGAAGAAGCAGUGGUCCACGUCCUCCAAGUCAUCCCGGUCGUCCAAGCGGGGAGCGAGUCCUUCCCGCCACAGCAUCUCGGAGUGGAGGAUGCAGAGUAUCGCCCGGGACUCAGACGAGAGCUCGGAUGAUGAGUUCUUUGAUGCUCACGAGGACCUGUCCGAUUCAGAGGAAAUGUUCCCCAAGGACAUCACCAAGUGGAACUCCAAUGACCUCAUGGACAAAAUCGAAAGCCCUGAGCCAGAGGACACACAGGACGGUCUGUACCGCCAGAGCGCCCCCGAGUUCAGGGUGGCCUCCAGUGUGGAGCAGCUGAACAUCAUCGAGGACGAGGUCAGCCCGCCGCUGGCCGUGCCGCCCUCCAAGAUCCACGUGCUGCUGCUGCUGCUGCACGGAGGCACCAUCCUGGACACGGGCGCCGGGGACCCCGGCUCCAAGCAGGGCGACACCAACACCAUCGCCACCGUGUUCGACACCGUCAUGCGCGUGCACUACCCCAGCGCCCUGGGCCACCUGGCCAUCCGCCUGGUGCCCUGCCCGCCCAUCUGCUCCGCUGCCUUCGCCCUCGUCUCCGACCUCAGCCCCUACAGCCACGACGAAGGCUGUCUGUCCAGCAGCCAGGACCACAUCCCCUUGGCCGCCCUGCCCCUGCUGGCAACCUCUUCGCCCCACUACCAGGAGGCCGUUGCCACAGUGAUCCAGCGGGCCAACCUCGCCUACGGGGACUUCAUCAAGUCCCAGGAGGGCGUGACCUUCAACGGGCAGGUCUGCCUGAUCGGGGACUGCGUUGGGGGCAUCCUGGCGUUCGAUGCCUUAUGCUGCAGCAACCAGACGGUGUCUGAGAGUCAGAGCAGCAGCCGGCGGGGCAGUGUGGCCAGUGUGCAGGACACUGACCUGCUGUCCCCGGGCACGACGGUCAAUGCGGCACACGGCGGCACCCUGGAGAGCAGCCGGCACCUGAGCCGCAGCAACAUCGACAUCCCCCGAAGCAACGGCGCUGAGGACCCCAAACAGCAGCUGCCCCGCAAGAGGAGUGACUCGUCCACCUACGAGCUGGACACCAUCCAGCAGCACCAGGCCUUCCUGUCCAGCCUCCACGCCAGCGUGCUGAGGAAUGAGCCCAGCUCCCGCCACUCAAGCAGCUCCACCAUGCUGGAUGGCGCAGGGGCCGUGGGCAAGUUCGACUUCGAGAUCGCUGACCUCUUCCUCUUCGGGUGCCCGCUGGGGCUGGUCCUGGCCUUGAGGAAGACCGUCAUCCCCUCCCUGGAUGUUUUCCAGCUGCGGCCUGCCUGCCAGCAAGUCUACAACCUCUUCCACCCCGCCGACCCGUCGGCCUCGCGCCUGGAGCCGCUGCUGGAGCGGCGAUUCCACGCCCUGCCGCCUCUCAGCAUCCCCCGCUACCAGCGCUACCCGCUGGGGGACGGCUGCUCGACGCUGCUGGCAGAUGCACUCCAGGCCCACAACGCGGUCUUCCAAGAGCACGCGGCCCCCUCCUCGCCCGGCACAGCCCCCACUGCCCGAGGUUUCCGCCGGGCCAGCGAGAUCAGCAUCGCCAGCCAGGUGUCGGGCAUGGCUGAGAGCUACACGGCGUCCAGCAUUGCCCAGAUUGCGGCGAAGUGGUGGGGUCAGAAGCGGAUCGACUACGCCCUGUACUGCCCCGACGCCCUGACGGCCUUCCCCACCGUGGCCCUGCCCCACCUCUUCCACGCCAGCUACUGGGAGUCCACGGAUGUGGUCUCCUUCCUGCUGAGACAGGUCAUGAGGCACGACAACUCCAGCAUCUUGGAACUGGACGGCAAGGAGGUCUCGGUGUUCACCCCGUCAAAGCCAAGAGAGAAGUGGCAGCGCAAGAGGACCCACGUGAAGCUGCGGAACGUGACGGCCAAUCACCGGAUCAAUGACGCGGUCGCCAACGAGGAUGGCCCUCAGGUCCUGACAGGCCGGUUCAUGUAUGGGCCCCUGGACAUGGUCACCCUGACCGGGGAGAAGCCCUCCCGGCUCCAGGUGGACGUGCACAUCAUGAUGCAGCCGCCCUCAGGUGAGUGGCUGUACCUGGACACGCUGGUGACCAACAGCAGCGGGCGCGUCUCCUACACCAUCCCCGAGACCCACCGCCUGGGCGUGGGUGUCUACCCCGUCAAGAUGGUGGUCAGGGGAGACCACACGUUUGCCGACAGCUACAUCACCGUGCUGCCCAAGGGCACGGAGUUCGUGGUCUUCAGCAUCGACGGCUCCUUCGCCGCCAGCGUGUCCAUCAUGGGCAGCGACCCCAAAGUGCGGGCCGGGGCCGUGGACGUGGUGCGGCACUGGCAGGACCUGGGCUACCUCAUCAUCUAUGUGACGGGCCGGCCUGACAUGCAGAAGCAGCGGGUGGUGGCAUGGCUGGCCCAGCACAACUUCCCUCACGGCGUGGUGUCCUUCUGUGACGGCCUGGUGCACGACCCGCUGAGGCACAAGGCCAACUUCCUGAAGCUGCUCAUCUCUGAGCUGCACCUGCGCGUGCACGCGGCCUACGGCUCCACCAAGGACGUGGCGGUCUACAGCUCCAUCAGCCUGUCCCCCAUGCAGAUCUACAUCGUGGGCCGGCCCACCAAGAAGCUGCAGCAGCAGUGCCAGUUCAUCACCGAUGGCUACGCGGCCCACCUGGCCCAGCUCAAGUAUAACCACCGGGCGCGCCCGGCCCGCAACGCGGCCACCCGCAUGGCGCUGCGCAAGGGCAGCUUCGGCCUGCCUGGCCAGGGCGACUUCCUGCGCUCCCGGAACCACCUGCUCCGCACCAUCUCGGCCCAGCCCAGCGGGCCCGGCCACCGGCACGAGCGGACGCAGAGCCAGGCGGACAGCGAGCAGCGGGGACAACGUAGCAUGAGCAUGGCGGCCGGCUGCUGGGGCCGCGCCAUGGCGGGCCGGCCCGAGCCGGGGACAGCUGCGGGCCCCAAGUAGGGCUCCGGGAGCAAGGCGCUGUGGUCUCCAUGGUGCUAGGCCGGGGCGGCCCGCCCUGCCAGGAGGCCUGGCCUGGGCACGGACAGUCGGGCUGGGGCCCAGCUUGUCCCAGGGCCUGGCGGAGGACACGGGGCCGUGCCACACACAGCCCUUCCAGCCCUGCCUCACGUGUUAGGGUCUGCGGGGUUGCAGCGUAACGUAGAAGCUGGCAGGACGACCAGCCCGAGGAUGACGGAGGGACCAGGACCCCCCCCAGCGUGGACUGGCUGGGAAGGCACUCCCGGACGCUUGCCCUGCGUUGACCGCCCAGCAUCCUGCCAGGCCUGGGCACCUCCCGUCCACUAGCUCGCCCCGACCCCCAAGUCCCCUCCCACUUGGUAGCAGCUCCAACGGGGGACAGCCUGCUUCUUGUUAACUCGAGUUACUCAACUGCUCGACCUCACUGGUUUUGCACUGAAGUUUGAGGGUGGAGACCCAUCACCAUCUCCUAUGGCUACAGAUCCGUUGACGUGCGCGAAAAUUCAGCGUUUGCUGAUCCAGGACCUGUCGCCACACAGAAGGCUCCAGGGCAGAGAAUCCUUGUACAAGUAGGAGAGAAAGGCCAUAUGGUAUUUUCUGCAGCUCCGCCUGGCCCAUGGCAGCCCCGGACUCCCAACCCCUUCCAGCUGCCCCACCGGGAGCCCCGUCCAGCCAAGGGCCUGGCGUCAUCUCAGCCUCAGGCACAGCCCAGGCCGCCAGGCCGGUGGCUCCUGAGAAGCCUCGCCUCGGGCCGUGGGGCCGGGACCAGCCGGGCUUACUUCUUCCGCUCCUCGCCAGCCGUCAGCCAAGGCCCUGCGCCUCGGCCCCCCUUCCACGUUUCUACACCUUUCUACUUCUCCAAUCUGAUUUCUAUGAGGUUUUUUUAAACGAGCAAUCCUUGGCUGCUUCCUUUUCUUAACUCUUUCAGUACCAAACGCAGCCCCUCCACAUGAAAACGCCCAGCACUGUGACGGAGUCCAGCCUGGUUCUGGGUCCCAGGGCCCUGUCCCCUGCCCAGGCAGCGGGGCGUGGGCUCCCUGCCUCGCUUGACCCCCGUUAAUUCCACUGAAUUUCUACUCUGGGGUGAGUGGGGCACACACGUAGGUUUUUUUUAACGCCAAUUCCGUUUCGAUGCCGAAUCCAAGAAGCCACAGCUCGCUUAGUUAGCUUCAGGGCAGGCAGCCACGGCUUCACUUCCCACCUGGUAAGGACCGCGCUGUCCUGCACGCUGGGCCUGAGCGUCAGCCCUCCCUCCCCGGAACCGACGGCAAUCUCAGCCGUGGCCUCAGCCCCGGCAGCCCCUCCGCUGCUGCUCUACCUGCUCUGAGACGGGGGAGCCUGCCAGGCCUCGGCCAGCCGUCCAGCGACCAGGCUCCUUCUAUGCGAAGCUGCUGCCAACCUGGAUACGGCCUCAGGGCCUCGUGGGCUGGGACGGGGAGGCGCGCAGACAGAUGUUAACAUUUUUCCGUGUGUAGAUAUGUACAGCCAAAGGGUCGUGUAAAUGUUCUGCAAAAGUGGGUCUGUACAGAGUGAAAGCUAUUUAUUUUGUGCAGCGAAAAAUGUCUGGAGGGAUGGGACCUUCAGGGUUUAUUCAUAUUUAAGAUGUAGCUUUUUGUUGUUGUUUCAGGCAUUAUGUAUAAAGCGACGAUUAUUUUAUGGA